AUGCCGGUCUGGUUGCAUCAAAUUAGUUUGUUGAUGAGACACAUAUGCCCAUUCUCGAGGUUUGAAAGCGACUCGGUCGCGUCUCGUCACCGAAAAAGGCAUUUGCUGCUCGGCUACGGCUUGGACAAUGAAAACAUUCGACUGCUCCGCUUGCGCAGUUUCACCAUCGGCAGGCCUCUAGCCGAUGAAGAGCUUAUGAGUCCCAACGCACAGGACAAAAUUGCAGCUCUCAUUGGUAUCAUGGAACCUUUCCACCGGUAUCAAAUACGGGCCCUUUCGCCCCGUUCCCCUCUUCGCCUCUCCAGCCACUUCAGCGGUGUAGCCUCGGACACAAUGAUACCCACCAUCUAG
Messenger RNA from Aspergillus oryzae RIB40, 351 nucleotides. RefSeq lists its product as uncharacterized. The record is from RefSeq and is a predicted model, not a curated record. Bases 1 to 351 code for a protein of 116 amino acids. NCBI's taxonomy places the organism in Eukaryota, Fungi, Ascomycota, Eurotiomycetes, Eurotiales, Aspergillaceae. The transcript is spliced from 3 exons.